AUUCAACAAUGCAAUGCAUUUUAAUGCUUCUAGGACGAUAUAUUUCAGGCAGGCUCGAACUAUAAAUGAGCUCGCUAAGAAGGUUUUCAAUCUUUUAAAAGUCAAUCCUGAUAAUUUUGAAAGGGAAUUCUCAGAGACAAUACAAAGGGAUGGUAGGAUGAGAAACCAAAAAGAUUUCAAAGACUCAAGAAAUGUAAAAUUAAGUGAAUCGUCUGUUAGUAUGUCCUCAAAAUACAUAGCAGGUUCGUCCAAUGCUACACCAUACAGGGAAAACUUCAAGUCAAAUCAUGGCCGGUCUGACAUUGCUAAACAUGUCGAUGCCAGAGUUCUUGAGAAUCCAAUGGGUUCUAGAAAUAGCGGGAGAUAUAAAUCUUUUGAAGUUGAUAGGCGAUGUACGUACAGACCUUACAUGUCCCCCAGUGAGAGCGAAUCAAUUUUUCAAACGAUUUAUGGGCAAUUGAAACUCCUCGAGCAAGUUAAUCAGGAAGAUAUUGGGUACAUAGAAAGCUUGAUGUUGUUUGUCAAAGAUUUAGGACAAGAAGUCAAAAACACAGUGAGGAGAAAGUUAUUUGGAUAUGAAAUUUAUACAGGAUCUGCAACGGCCCCGUUGAAACUUAAUACAAUAAAUACAUGUGUUAACAGUAUUAAUUUGGAGAUUGCUGGUGGAAAUAAAGUAGUUUAUAUCAACGAUGGUAUUGAUCAUGAUCAAGUGGAAAUGGCACUAAAUGCUGGCCAAGGGAAAGCUCACAGUCCCUUAAAAGAUAAUAUUCAGGCAAGUCAAAGUAUGCCUAUUGAAUGUGACAAGAGUUAUUGGUCUGAUUUAGAUCACUCAAGAGCUUAUGUUGCUAAAUUAGAUUGUUUGGCUGAUGGGUCCAAAGGAAUAGGAGGCGAGUCUGAGACAAUGUUAUUAGGCCAAUCCAAGUCAGAUAUCAAAGAACAGAUGUCAAAAUCAUCAAUUAUAGAGCAUUCUCAUACAGCAUCGAAAUUGAGGUUUAAAAACAAAUGGGAAUUUCAAACUUCAAGUUUCAAGCAAGAUAAAAUCCAGACGCAAAAUCUGAGGAUGCAACACAUAAGAAGUGAUCAAGAAUAUGUAGCAUGCUCAUUUGAGGCUGGGAAAAUCUUGCAGUCAAACCAAACUAUGCCACUGGCUUCUGGUUUCGUUUUCAAUCUACCAUAUUUGAAGACAAGGCUUGAUCAAAUAAACCCCUCUGAGCACAAUUCGAAAGGUGGCAAGAAGCCUUGCUCUGUUCAAGCAUGCUACACGGAGCAUUGACAUGGAACUGUCUGACUGAUCUGAGCACUGUUAUUUACAGUCACAAUCUGCAAUCUUCUCCUUUCCUUUAAAAUUAAAUGACUUUUUUGAGAUUUUAGGGCCACAUUAAAAUCUAUUCUUUGUUUAAUAAUAUGCCGGUGUAUCCUUGUACUGCAACCAACCAAACCAAGCGGGUGGUUCAAUAUGCCAUACUUCCA
This is a messenger RNA of Neltuma alba, 1470 nucleotides long. RefSeq lists its product as uncharacterized. The record is from RefSeq and is a predicted model, not a curated record. The coding region runs from base 14 to 1273 and encodes 419 amino acids. The transcript has 4 exons. Lineage: Eukaryota; Viridiplantae; Streptophyta; Magnoliopsida; Fabales; Fabaceae.